AUGAAAGGAAGAAAUGGCAGUAUAGAAUCGCCAGGCUUUCCCUACGGCUACCCGAAUGGGGCAAACUGCACGUGGGUCAUUGUUGGGGAGGAAGGAAGUAGAAUCCAGCUCAUGUUCUUGUCGUUUGCCAUAGAAGAAGAAUAUGACUUCCUGUCCUUGUAUGAUGGACAUCCCCAUCCUGCUAACUUCAGGACCAGGUUAACAGGCUUCCAAGUUCCUCCCCCUGUCACCAGUACGGGAAAUGUCUUCUCUUUGAGGUUGACCAGUGACUUUGCCGUCUCUGCACAUGGCUUCAAACUCAACUAUGAAGAGCUGCACAGUUCAUCUUGUGGAAACCCUGGCAUCCCACCCAAGGCAGUGCUAAGUGGCGGCGGACGAUUUGCUGUGGGAGACCGUGUGCGGUACAGCUGUGUACCUGGUUAUGUCUUAGACGGCCAUGCCACACUCACCUGCAUCACUAAUGCUGGAAACACUGCCGUCUGGGACUUUCCUGCUCCAAUUUGUCGAGCUGAGGACACAUGUGGGGGCACUGUGAGGGGCGGCAGUGGGGUGGUGACCAGUCCCGGUUACCCCGGCAACUAUGGUAACCAGGCCGACUGUACUUGGAUCCUAUUGGCCGAACCUGGAGACACCAUCUCUGUCAUCUUUACAGACUUCCAGACAGAGGAGAAAUAUGACUACCUGGAAGUAGAGGGAUCUGAACCACCAACCAUUUGGUUGUCAGGCAGUAAUGUCCCCUCUCCCAUCGUUAGCAACAAGAACUGGCUCCGACUGCAUUUUGUGACUGAUAGCAACCACCGUUACCGUGGUUUCAGCGCCCAUUAUCAAGUGAAGCGAUCAGUAGAUUUUAAAUCGCGGGGCGUUAAAUUAUUCCCUGGCAAAGACUCCAGCAACAAGUUUUCAAUAUUAAAUGAAGGUGGUGUGAGACAGGCAUCUAACUCUUGCCCUGACCCAGGAGAGCCAGAGAAUGGAAAACGCCAUGGCAACGACUUUAGCAUUGGCAGUGUGGUUCAGUUCACUUGUGGAGAGGACUAUGUUCUUCAGGGCAGUAAAACCAUCAGCUGCCAGAGAGUGGCUGAAGUCUUUGCAGCCUGGAGUGACCACAGACCAGUAUGUAAAGUGAAGACAUGUGGCAGUAAUCUUCAAGGACCGUCAGGAACCUUCAUGUCUCCUAACUUCCCAAUUCAAUAUGAGAGCAACGCACAGUGUGUCUGGAUAAUUACAGCUUCAAAUCCUAAUAAGGUAAUCCAGAUCAACUUUGAGGAGUUUGACUUGGAGAUAGCGUAUGAUACCCUGACGAUAGGCGAUGGAGGGGAGGUGGGAGAUCCUACAACUAUACUACAGGUCCUAUCAGGUAGCUUUGUUCCUGACCUGAUUGUCAGUAUGACCCACCAGAUGUGGCUUCACCUACAGUCAGAUGAAAGUGUCGGAUCUAUAGGAUUUAAGAUCAACUAUAAAGAAAUAGACAAGGAGAGUUGUGGCGACCCUGGAACUCCUCUCUAUGGAAUAAGGGAAGGGGACAGUUUUUCAAAUGGAGGGAUUCUUAGGUUUGAAUGCCAGUUUGGCUUCGAGCUGAUUGGAGAGAGAACUAUCUCCUGCCAAGACAACAAUCAGUGGUCGGCAAACAUCCCCAUAUGCAUAUUCCCCUGCAUGUCCAACUUCACAGCUCCCUCAGGCACUGUCCUCUCCCCAGAUUACCCAGAAGGCUAUGGGAACAACAUGAACUGUGUCUGGCUCAUCCAAUCAGAGCCAGGAUCCAGAAUCCACUUGGCCUUUAAUGACUUUGACCUAGAGGCACCCUACGAUUCCCUAACAGUGAAAGAUGGUGAGACAAAUGAUGCCGGUGUCAUCGGGAGGUUCUCUGGAGCUGAGAGUCCUUCCCAUCUGACGUCCAAUACCAACACAUUGAGGCUAGAGUUUCAAGCUGAUCACUCCAUGUCAGGAAGAGGAUUUAAUAUCACUUAUAGCACAUUUGGCCAUAAUGAGUGCCCAGACCCUGGCAUUCCCAUCAACGCUCGCCGCUUUGGAGACAGUUUCCAGCUUGGCAGUUCCAUCUCUGUGGUCUGUGAAGUUGGUUUCGUCAAAAGCCAUGGAACCGAGACCAUCUCCUGUCAGUUAGAAGGAGGAAAAGUCAUGUGGAGUGGGCCAAUCCCUAAAUGCGAAGCUCCAUGUGGAGGCCACUAUUCAGCCCCCAGUGGAGUGAUUUUGUCUCCAGGGUGGCCUGGUUACUACAAAGAUUCCCUCAGCUGUGAGUGGGUGAUUGAAUCAGAACCUGGUCGCUCCAUCAAAAUCACAUUUGACAGAUUCCAGACAGAGCUGGGUUAUGACUUCCUCGAGAUCCACGAUGGACCCAACGUCGUGGCUCCUUUGAUUGGAUCUUUUAAUGGGACCCAGGUGCCACAGUUCCUGUUCAGCAGCACCAAUUCUCUGUAUCUGUUCUUUACCACUGAUAGCAGCCGAUCGAAUGCUGGCUUCAAAAUAUUAUAUGAAAGUGUCACAGUGGACAGCUACUCAUGUCUGGACCCUGGUAUCCCUGUCAAUGGUAUUCGGUAUGGACAGGACUUCUCCAUAGGAUCCACAGUGUCAUUUGGUUGUGAUUCUGGCUACAGACUCAGCCAUGAAGAGCCGCUAGUAUGUGAAAAGAACCACUGGUGGAGCCACCCUUUACCUACAUGUGACGCUCUAUGUGGCGGAGAUGUUAGAGGUCCCUGGGGAACCAUCCUUAGCCCCGGCUAUCCAGACAGCUACCCUUCAUCUCUCAACUGUACCUGGACUGUUGAAGUCAGCCAUGGGAAAGGAGUCCAGUUUCAAUUCAGUUCUUUUCAUCUGGAGGACCAACACGACUACCUCUUGGUUACUGAGAAUGGGAGUUUCCUGCAACCACUGGCUCGCCUGACCGGCAAUGAGUUGCCUAGCAACAUCAAUGCUGGUCUCUAUGGCAACUUCAAAGCCCAACUACGAUUCAUCUCUGACUUUUCUAUUUCAUAUGAGGGCUUCAAUAUAACUUUCUCUGAAUACACCUUGGAGCCAUGUGAGGACCCUGGUAUGCCGAGGUUCGGCAGGAGAAACGGCUACAGUUUUGGUGUUGGAGACACGCUAUCAUUUUCCUGCAAUAUGGGGUACCGCCUUGAGGGGGCGCCGGAGUUAAUCUGUUUGGGAGGUGGUCGAAGAAUGUGGAGUGCUCCUCUACCAAGAUGUGUUGCGGAGUGUGGUUCUUCAGUUAUAAACAAUGAGGGGAUCCUUCUCUCUCCAAACUACCCGAUGAACUAUGACAACAACCACGAAUGCAUCUACAGCAUUCAGGUGCAAGCUGGGAAAGGCAUCAACAUCUCUGCUAGAACAUUUCAUCUUGCCCAGGGAGAUAUACUCAAGAUUUAUGAUGGUAAAGACGACACAGCCCAAGUUCUUGGAGCCUUCACAGGGUCAUCUAUGCUGGGCCUGACCCUGAUCUCCACUUCAAACCAUCUGUGGCUGGAAUUUUACAGUAAUGCAGAACAUACAGGGGAAGGAUUCAAACUGGUCUACUCCAGUUUUGAGUUGUCUCACUGUGAUGACCCAGGCGUGCCUCAGUUUGGCUUCAAGGUCAACGAUCAAGGUCAUUUCUCCGGGAGCAGCAUCACAUACAGAUGCGAGCCCGGAUACACCUUGCAUGGAGCUUCCACGCUGAAAUGUAUGACAGGCGAAAGGAGAGCCUGGGAUAACCCUGUGCCUUCUUGUAUCGCUGAAUGCGGUGGUCGUUUUAAAGGUGAGUCUUCUGGGAGGAUUCUCUCCCCUGGAUACCCAUUUCCCUAUGACAAUAACCUACGGUGCACCUGGACCAUUGAGGUGGACUCAGGAAACAUUGUGAGUCUUCAGUUCUUGGCUUUUGAUACUGAAGCCAGCCACGACAUGCUAAAGGUUUGGGAUGGACCGCCUGAGAAUGAAAUGUCAUUGUCAGAGCUCAGUGGUUCUCUGCUACCCGAAGGAAUCCACUCUACACUGAACACUGUCACUGUUCAAUUUGAGACUGAUUUUUACAUCAGCAAAUCAGGAUUCGCUAUUCAGUUCUCUAGCUCAGUAGCUACAGCCUGCAGGGACCCAGGGGUACCGAUGAACGGCAGUCGUAGUGGAGAUGGCCGUGAGCCGGGGGAUUCGGUGUCCUUUCAGUGUGACCCAGGGUACGAGCUCCAGGGGGACGACAAAAUCACCUGUAUACAAGUGGAUAACAGAUACUACUGGCAGCCCAGCCCGCCUGUCUGCCUAGCUCCUUGUGGAGGAAACCUGACAGGCUCCAAUGGAUUUAUACUGUCGCCUAACUACCCACAUCCCUACCCCCAUUCCAAGGACUGUGACUGGCUUAUUGCUGUCAACUCUGACUUUGUCCUGUCACUGGCCUUCAUCAGUUUCAACAUUGAGCCAAACUAUGACUUCCUGUAUAUCUACGAUGGUCCAGAUAGCAACAGUCCUCUGAUUGGUAGCUUCCAGGACAGCAAACUUCCAGAGCGGAUAGAGAGCAGUUCAAAUACCAUGCAUUUAGCAUUCCGCAGCGAUGGGUCUGUUUCUUAUACUGGCUUUCACCUGGAAUACAAAGCCAAACUGAGGGAAUCAUGUUUCGACCCAGGUGUGGUUCUGAAUGGGACCAGGUUGGGAUCCGAUUAUAAGCUUGGCUCUACGGUCACCUUCUACUGUGACGCUGGAUAUGUUUUGCAGGGCUAUUCUACUCUAACCUGCAGCAUGGGAGAUGACGGCAGACCUGGAUGGAACAGGGCAUUGCCUAGUUGUCAAGCUCCCUGUGGAAGUCGCUCUACAGGAUCAGAGGGGACUGUUUUAUCUCCAAACUUCCCCAGAAAUUACACCUCUGGACACACAUGUGUCUACUCUAUAUCUGUACCUAGAGAAUUUGUCCUCUUUGGUCAGUUUGUGUUGUUCCAGACCUCUCUAAAUGAUGUGGUAGAGAUCUAUGAUGGGCCCACACAACAAAAUACACUACUGUCAUCUCUCUCUGGGUCCCACUCUGGUGAGUCCCUCCCUCUGAGUUCGGGUAACCAGAUCACCAUCAAGUUUACUACAGUUGGACCAGAAACUGCUAAGGGCUUCCACUUUGUCUACCAAGCUGUACCUCGGACUAGCUCCACCCAGUGUAGUUCGGUCCCUGAGCCACGCUUUGGGAGACGUCUUGGCAAUGACUUUGCAGUUGGCUCCUUGGUGCAGUUUGAGUGCAAUCCUGGUUAUGUCCUGCAUGGCUCCACUGCUAUACGCUGUGAGAGUGUACCGGACAACCUGGCACAGUGGAAUGACACCCUGCCAACUUGUAUAGUUCCCUGUGGGGGUGUGCUGACCUCUCGUCGUGGAACCAUCCUGUCACCUGGUUAUCCAGAGCCUUAUGACAACAACCAGAACUGUGUGUGGAAGGUCUCGGUCCCAGAAGGAGCUGGAAUACAGAUACAAGUUGUGAGUUUUGCCACUGAACAUAACUGGGACUCUCUGGAUUUCUAUGAUGGUGCUGACAACCACGCACCAAGGCUGGGUAGCUACUCAGGCACCACCAUCCCACCUCUCCUGAACAGUACAUCUAAUAACCUCUAUCUCAGCUUCAGCUCUGAUAUUAGUGUCUCAGCUGCUGGUUUUCACCUGGAAUAUACAGCUAUUGGUUUGGAGUCAUGCCCAGAGCCCCAGACUCCAAACUAUGGAAUAAGACAAGGAGACAGAUUUAUGGUGGGAGAUGUUGUACAGUUUUCAUGUGAACAAGGAUACUCUCUUCAGGGAAAUGCCCAUAUCACCUGUAUGCCUGGACCUGUUAGGAGAUGGAACUACCCUGUACCACUGUGUCUUGCCCAAUGUGGUGGGUCCAUGACAGAUGUUAGUGGAGUGAUUUUGAGUCCUGGUUACCCCGGCAACUACCCCAGUGGAUUAGAUUGCACAUGGACAGUCAAUUUACCUGUCGGCUUCGGCAUCCAUCUUCAGUUUGUGAACUUCUCCACUGAAGCGAUCCAUGAUUACUUAGAGAUCCGUAGUGGAACACUGGAGACCGGCUCAGUCAUUGACCGAUUCAGCGGUCCUGUCAUCCCAAAACCUCUUUUCAGCACAACACACCAGACCAGCUUUUUCUUCCACAGUGACUAUUCACAAAACAAACCAGGCUUUCACAUCACGUAUCAAGCCUAUCAGCUCCAGAGUUGUCCCGACCCUCGUCCAUUUCGAAACGGGAUUGUGAUUGGCACAGAUUUCAGUGUUGGGAUGACGGUGUCGUUUGAAUGUCUGCCUGGAUAUUCUCUGAUCGGGGAGGCUUCACUGACAUGUUUGCAUGGAAUCAGCAGGAACUGGAACCAUCCACUCCCUCGAUGUGAAGCUCUCUGUGGUGGUAACAUCACAUCAUUAAAUGGAACCAUUUACUCUCCUGGUCACCCCGAGGAAUAUCCCAAUUUCCAGGACUGUGUGUGGAGUGUGAGAGUUCCUCCUGGACACGGGAUUUACAUCAACUUUACCGUACUUAGCACUGAGCCCAUAUAUGACUACAUUACUGUCUGGGAUGGUCCAGACCAGUCAUCUCCUCAGAUUGGACAGUUUAGUGGGAACACAGCUCUGGAGUCUGUGUACUCGACCUCCAACAUCAUCCUCAUCAAAUUCCACUCUGACUUCUCUGGAGCCGGCUUCUUUGUCCUGAGUUACCAUGCUUACCAAUUAAGGGUUUGCCAGCCUCCUCCAGAAGUGCCCAAUGCUGACAUGCUGAUGGAGGAUGGAGAGCUGGAGAUAGGUGACAUCAUCCGGUACCGAUGCCAACCGGGAUUCUCGUUGGUCGGCAGUGAGAUUCUAACCUGUCGCCUCGGAGAACGAUUACAGAUGGAUGCACCGCCUCCAAUAUGCCAAGUCCAAUGCCCUGCACAUGAUGUGCGGUAUGACUCGUCAGGUGUGAUCUUAAGCCCCGGCUGGCCAGAAAGCUACCCUAAUCUUCAAAUGUGUUCAUGGAGUGUUACAGUCGAAAAAGGAUACAACGUCACCAUUACCUUUGAAAGUUUCCACACUGAGAGAGAGUUUGAUGUGUUGGAGAUUUUUGACGGUGCUACAGCAAACAGUCCAACGUUGGCAACACUGAGUGGUGACCUGCCAACACCCUUUAACCUCACAACCUCUGGUCAUCAGUUCCUGGUUCGCUGGUCCUCAGACCAUGGCACAAACAAGAAAGGCUUCAAAAUUCGCUAUGUUGCCCUCUACUGCUCCACUCCAGACUCCCCCUUCCACGGCUCCAUCUCCUCUCAGAGUGGCGGCCAUGUUAACAGUGUAGUACGCUGGGCUUGUGACCGAGGUUACCGUCUCAUAGGCAACGCCACAGCAACCUGUCGCCGCACAUCACUAGGCUACCAUGCCUGGGACUCUCCUGUGCCUGCGUGUCAAGCUGUCUCAUGCGGGGCGCCCAAGGCUCCGAUAAACGGCGGUGUUUUAACAGCUGACUACUCUGUCGGAACAAGAGUAUCCUAUUUUUGUAACGACGGGUACAGACUCUCCAGUAAAGAACUGACGUCAGCCAUCUGUCAGCCUGAUGGAACCUGGAGCAACCACAAUAAGAUACCACGAUGUUCGGUGGUCGUAUGUCCCAGCAUCGGAUCAUUUUCUUUGGAGCACGGCCGCUGGAGGAUUGUUAACGGCUCCCACUAUGAAUACAGAACUCGCAUUGUGUUCACCUGUGAUCCGGGAUACUACAGGUUAGGCCCUGCUCAUAUCCAGUGCUUGCCCAAUGGCAUGUGGAGCUGGAGAAAUGACAGGCCACACUGUCAAGUUAUCUCCUGCAGUGAACUGCAAUCUCCACCCAAUGGGAAGAAGAUUGGUACUCAGGCAUCAUUUGGUGCUACAGCCAUCUUUACCUGCGAUGCUGGCUUCAUGCUGGUUGGGUCAGCUGUCAGGGAGUGCCUGUCAUCUGGGCUUUGGAGUGGAACGGAAACAAGAUGCUUAGCUCUCCGCAUCAAUCGGUUCUCUGGCAAUGAAUCUGAUCUGUCUAAAUCUGUCCUUGCUUCUCUUUCAGCCGGUCACUGUGGGAUCCCAGAAAGCAUCGUAAAUGGCCAGGUCAUAGGGGAGAACUUUGGUUACCGUGACACGGUCGUGUAUCAGUGUCUGCCUGGCUUUCGACUAAUAGGCUCAUCAGUUCGAAUCUGUCUCCAGGACAACCAGUGGUCUGGACAGCUACCCGUCUGCAUACCAAUCAGCUGUGGCCAUCCAGGAAGUCCCAUAUAUGGUCGUACGGUGGGAAAUGGCUUCAACCUCAAUGAUGUGGUCAGCUUUGUCUGUAAUCGGGGUUAUGAAAUGGAGGGGCCCGCACGCGCUAAGUGUCAAGCCAAUCGCCAGUGGAGCCACCCGCCCCCAACGUGUAAAGUGGUCAAUUGCUCUGAUCCAGGCAUACCGGCCAACUCCAUUCGGCAGAGUAAAAUAGAGCAUGGGAACUUUACCUUUGGCACUGUGGUUUUCUACGACUGUAACCCUGGGUACUAUCUGUUUGGAUCACCUGUACUCACAUGUCAGCCUACUGGACAAUGGGACAAACCUCUACCUGAAUGUAUAGUUGUGGACUGUGGUCAUCCUGGCUCUCCCCCUAACGGUGUGCUGAGUGGAGAUAAGUUUACAUUUGGUUCAACGGUUCGAUACUCCUGUCUGGGUGGAAGACAGCUGAAAGGAGAAUCAUCCAGAACUUGUCAGCUCAAUGGGAUGUGGAGUGCCCCCAUGCCCUUCUGCUCUGGCGACACAGCUGGUUCCUGUGGCGAUCCUGGCAUCCCCUCCCAUGGUUCAAGGGAACAAACUGAUUUUAGGAUCCGUUCCAAGGUUUACUUCAGCUGCACAGAGGGCUAUGAUCUUAUUGGUUCUUCUGAGAGGAUGUGCUUUCCUAAUGGGACCUGGUCCGGCACGCAGCCCUUCUGUAAACCUGUCCAGUGUGGUAACCCUGGCACCCCCAGUAAUGGCAGAGUAUAUCGCUUGGAUGGAACAACGUUUUCUCACUCUGUCAUCUACUCCUGCAUGGAUGGCUACCUGCUCACCGGUGCCACCACCAGGUUGUGUCAGGCCAACGGGACCUGGUCAGGAGCACAGCCCAACUGUUCCAUGAUAAACUGCGGGGAUCCAGGUGUGCCAGCUAGCGGCCUUCGCUAUGGUGAAGACUUUACGAUUGGUCAGAAUGUUUCCUUCCAAUGCCAACCAGGAUACAGGAUGGAGGAGGAUGGAUCACCUGUGAGGACGUGCACUCAAAAUGGGACAUGGAGUGGGAAUAUGCCAAUAUGCACAGCGGUGACCUGCCCUGCUCCCCCUGCGAUCAGUAACGGGGUACUGCAGGGCAGUGACUUUGAAUGGGGCAGCAGUGUGAGCUAUAGUUGCUCACCUGGAUAUGAGCUUUCAUUCCCAGCUGUCCUGACCUGUGUAGCCAACGGCACCUGGAGCGGCAUGCUACCACAGUGCUUACCCAAGUUUUGUGGUGACCCAGGCACUCUAGUUGGUGGUUCCAGAGAGGGACGAAGUUUCAUCUAUCAAUCAGAAGUGUCCUUCAGUUGUGCCCCACCUCUCAUUCUGGUCGGCACAGCAACCAGACUUUGUGAAAGUGACGGUACCUGGAGUGGGACCCAGCCACGCUGUAUCGAACCUACCAAAACCAGCUGUGAUAAUCCAGGAACUCCUCGUUAUGGCUCCUUAAACCGGACCUACGGUUUCAAGGUGGGGAGUGUGGUUUCUUUUCAGUGCCAGCCAGGUCAUUUGAUUCAGGGCUCCUCCUCUAGAACCUGCCAGCCUGAUUUGACGUGGAGCGGAACACAACCUGAAUGCAUUCCCCAUGCCUGUAAGCAACCUGAGAGUGCGCUCCAUGUGGAUGUAGUGGGGAUGGAUCUCCCUGGUUUUGGCUAUACCUUGGUGUACAGCUGUCAGCCAGGCUACUUCCUAGCUGGGGGCUCUGAACACAGAGUUUGCAAGAGUGAUGGCACUUGGACUGGAAAGAUGCCUAUAUGUCGAGUUCCAGAUGACGUCUUUGCUCCUAACUACAUAUGGAAAGGAUCCUAUAAUUACCGUGGGAGGAAGCAGCCAAUGACACUGAGCAUCACCAGCUUCAACUCCACGACAGGGAGGGUCAAUGUUACCCUUAGCAACAGCAACAUGGAACUGCUCCUAUCAGGAGUGUAUAAGGCUUCUGAGGCCAGGCUGCUCCUGCUGAUGUACCAGGUGAACUAUGUGAACCAGGGAAACCAGCUGAAGGAUUCAGCCAUCUCUCCAGCCAAAAUCAUAGAUGACUCCUGGACCAUGGAUGGAUUUGUAUCAGCAGAGCCUGAUGGUUCUAGUUAUGUGUUCCAAGGUUUCAUUCAGGGAAAAGACUAUGGACAGUUUGGACUUCAACGACUGGGUCUCAAUAUGUCGGAGAGUCAGAACUCGCCACCGCCUCAGCUUGGUACUAACAGCAGUUCUGUGGCUAUCGCAAUUCUGGUGCCUUUCUUCGCUCUAAUCUUCACUGGCUUUGGCUUCUAUCUCUACAAACAAAGAACCACACCAAAAACACAGUACACAGGCUGCUCAGUCCAUGAAAACAACAAUGGCCAGGCUGCCUUUGAGAAUCCCAUGUACAACACCAAUGCCAAGGCGGUGGAAGGGAAGGCUGUUAGAUUCGAUCCAAAUCUAAAUACUGUCUGCACCAUGGUCUGA
This is a messenger RNA of Scomber japonicus (chub mackerel), 10638 nucleotides long. RefSeq names its product CUB and sushi domain-containing protein 3-like. Lineage: Eukaryota; Metazoa; Chordata; Actinopteri; Scombriformes; Scombridae. The record is from RefSeq and is a predicted model, not a curated record. The transcript has 71 exons. The coding region runs from base 1 to 10638 and encodes 3545 amino acids.